Struthio camelus australis is the source of this 712-nucleotide messenger RNA. RefSeq names its product lymphocyte antigen 6E. Gene Ontology annotation, cellular component: plasma membrane. Gene Ontology annotation, molecular function: acetylcholine receptor inhibitor activity. Lineage: Eukaryota; Metazoa; Chordata; Aves; Struthioniformes; Struthionidae. The record is from RefSeq and is a predicted model, not a curated record.
UACAGGCUCUGAGGGCACAACAACCAUGAAGGCUUUUCCCAUUGCCCUGCUGGCUGCGGUCCUGUGUGUCAAGCAAGCUUCCUCACUUUUUUGCUAUACAUGUGAAAAUGAACACUCCAACUGGAACUGUCUUAAAACAUACAAGUGUGAAGAUCAUGAGAAAUACUGUACAACAACAUACAGCUCUGUUGGAUUUGGCAAGGACACGGGAUAUCGUAUCACCAAGAAAUGUUCUGCCGACUGUCCUGAGACAAAUCUGAACUUCGGUGUAGCAGCUGUCUCCACCAAAUGCUGCAGUACUUCCCUGUGCAAUUUCAGUGGUGCCAACAGCGUAAAAAUCAGCUACGCCGUGAUGGUCCUGGGUAUUGUGGCCAGUUUUAUCUGUGUCAUCAGGGCAGGAUUGUGAUGAGGCUAGGACGGUGAGAGGACUUGAUAACCUGAGAAUUCAAGUGGUCUUCCCCAACGGAGAAACCGACAUCUUCUGUGACAAAUGUUUCCACUGGGCUUAACGCUACCCUGUUUUUUCCAAGAUAUUGUUUCAGAUAACAUCCACAGAAAGGCACAGAAAGGUUUUUCUUCCCCUAUACCAUUUGUUGUUUUGUAUUAAUUUUUCCUUGGGAAAGCUGUUUUGAUAGCAUGUAUGUGACAAUAAUCAGAUAAAAUAAAGAUUUAGGUUAUUCUAGUGUGUGUUUGUUACAUCCACACUAAGCUU